AUGGAGAAGCACAAGGCCGGGAACGCCCUCUCGCACAACCGACGGCAAAAGGCCGGCGCCUCCCUCCCACGACGGUCGAUGAUGCUGCCGGCCGAGUCCGCCGGCUCGGCAGCUGACCCCGUACUCCACGAGGGGCCGUCGUCCCUUCUUCUCAUCGACGACAUCCGCGCGAUUCAAAACAUGCUGCCCGCUCGAGAGCGAAGCUGCGACUGGAAGCUCGUCUACAGUUCCGACAAGCACGGCGUGUCACUCAACACGUUCUACACCCGCGCACGCAACAAGGGACCGACGGUGAUGAUCGUCGAAGAUUCAAUGCACCACCUCUACCCGAAGAAGGCAUUCUAUCUGUGGACGGGAGCCAACAACUUCGUCCAGCUCUCGGGCGAGGACUUCCUCUCCGUGGGCGGAGGAAGCGGGACGAUGGGCUUGUGGCUCAACGACGACUUCAGCGGGGGCAGCUCCCAGACGGAGGAGUUCAGCGUACUCUCCGUGGAGGUGUGGGGCUUCGUGGCGUCGGAAUGA
This is a messenger RNA of Acanthamoeba castellanii str. Neff, 522 nucleotides long. RefSeq names its product nuclear receptor coactivator, putative. The coding region runs from base 1 to 522 and encodes 173 amino acids. Lineage: Eukaryota; Discosea; Longamoebia; Acanthamoebidae. The transcript has 7 exons. The record is from RefSeq and is a predicted model, not a curated record.